AGAGCCGGUCGCUGCAUGUAGCCUAACAUAAAUUAUCUGUGCCUCGUAAUUUUCUGGGGUUGAUAUAAACCCCUGGGUGGCCCCACCUACUUGGUUCCCUGUCUUUUGAGAUGUCACAAUCCCAUCAGAGAAGAACAAGCUUCAAAGGAUCGCCACAAGCAUCCUUCUACAUCGACAUCGAGAAAUCCGAGGACGACGAUGUACUGGACCAAAAGGAGGAACAGAACUACAACAGGGUCAUCUUCCUAGUCAUCUGGGCCGUGGUCACCAUCAUUAUCGUGGGGUGCGGAGCCUCCGUGGGAAGGAAGCUUGGCAACUACCACAGCUCCAAGCACACCGCCGAUAUUUCCAACCCCAUCAUCAACGUCAACGGCGAUGCCAACGAUGAACACGCCUUGAAGUUGAACGAGUUCUUCGUAGACGGCAAGAGCGUGGACUCGGACAUCGCGGCCUUGGAGUCGGAAGACCUGGAGAAAGACACCCUCGCGUCUCAGCACGACUUGAAGGAGAUCCUUCUGGUGAGCCCCAUAAUCUUGAUCUCCGACGACCCAGACUCUUCCGAUCAACAGCAGCUCGAAAUCAUCAUCAAAAACCUCAACAUCCACCCCGAGCCCAAGAUCGUCAGCUUGGACAAACACCCCCACUGCAAGAAGAUAUUAAACUACUUGAAGAGCUACGAGUCCCACCAAGAUACAACCAUCCCUGUCACCACAACCGCGUCCUCUUCCGAGGCGAUCAUCAAAAGCGACCUUAAGUUUACCCAGGAGGUACUCAGUUCCGAAGGGUCACUGUACGAAGAUUUACGCUACAAAACCGAAAAGAAACUCGCCGAGAGCCAUGCCCUCCAAAAUAUUCCAAGGCUCUUUAUUGGAGGAGUCCCAUACGGUAACUUCCAGGAACUUUUCAAAAAGUACAAGGACAAGUCGUUGGCUCAAUUUGUCAGAGAAAAAGGAAAGGGCUUGAUUACAGUGGGCUGAACUAACUGAAUCAGUUGCCCGAUAGAGAUUUGAUACACCCUAGAUCUUAUACCCAUGCGUUCAUGAAAUUUUCAUUUUCUUCUUGUAUUAACUUUUAUUUUAUCAUAGUUUGGAUAGGUUUUUAGGUACAAUAUAUUUCCAAAAUAGCUUUAAUAGAUCACUCGUCAGGUAGGUAAUUUUGU
Messenger RNA from Suhomyces tanzawaensis NRRL Y-17324, 1159 nucleotides. RefSeq lists its product as uncharacterized. The record is from RefSeq and is a predicted model, not a curated record. Bases 111 to 977 code for a protein of 288 amino acids. Lineage: Eukaryota; Fungi; Ascomycota; Pichiomycetes; Serinales; Debaryomycetaceae. The transcript has a single exon.